GUCGCGCUUCAAUUGUCCUCUGGAGUCCACGCAGAGUGGGAGCAGCUCAGCAGCAUCUCUCAGACCUGCACGGAACAACAAGCCCCGCGAGUGUGCGUGACAGCAUAGGUGACAUUAAUGAGUGGCGGGACACCUUCAAGAAGAUGUCUUCGUCACUGAGCGGGACAGAGGAGGCGCGCGUCUCGACGUUGACGCCCCUGAAGUUGGUGGGUCUGGUGUGCGUCUUGCUCGCCCUGUGUCUGGACGUGGGAGCCCUGCUCAGUCCUGCGUGGGUCACAGCCGAGGACCAGUACUACUUGUCCCUGUGGGAGAGCUGCUGGAAGCCCGUCAGCUCCGUGGAUUGGUCCUGCAACACAACCCUGGCCACCGACUGGCAGAUCGCCACGCUGGCCUUGCUUUUGGGCGGUGCCGUCCUCACGCUGCUCUCCUUCCUGGCGGCCCUGCUGUCCCUCUGCUGCAGCUCCAGGAGUCGCUACUACAAGCCUGUGGCCGUCAUGCUCUUCUCUGCAGUGGUGCUCCAGCUGUGCAGUCUGGUCCUGUUCCCCAUCAAGUUCAUCGAGGCGGUGACUCUGCGGGUGUACCACGAGUUCAACUGGGGCUACGGCCUGGGCUGGGGGUCCACCAUCUUCUCCUUUGGAGGCGCCAUCCUUUACUGCCUCAAUUCCAAGAACUACGAAGACUACUACUAGAGACCAGGGGGGGAGAGAACUUUCAGGGGAGAAGAAACACGGCAUGCUCUCGUUUACCUUGGGAUUAUUAGUUACAAAUGAAUCCAAGUAGUAUUCCUCUUUAGAUGCAUCACGUGACCUCACAGGUCUCCAGGAAGGAAGAUGGAGUUAGACCAAACAGGACACACAAACACUGCAUUCCUGUGAAAUAUCAGGACAUUAUGAAAGAUGGCAGAUGAUCAGUGGAUGCCUCACGCAUCUCAUGUGAUGCCUGAAUGGCUUGUUUUGGUCAAAGACCAUCAUUGUAGUAAUAAAACACCACUGUCUGUGUUGCAGUAGUGAAUGGUGACACUGCAUGAAGAUUAUUUAAUUAAAAAGUUACUUCCAGUACCAAA
This is a messenger RNA of Entelurus aequoreus (snake pipefish), 1063 nucleotides long. It is a transcript of the gene tmem47, whose product is annotated as transmembrane protein 47. Gene Ontology annotation, biological process: cell-cell adhesion. NCBI's taxonomy places the organism in Eukaryota, Metazoa, Chordata, Actinopteri, Syngnathiformes, Syngnathidae. The record is from RefSeq and is a predicted model, not a curated record. The transcript is spliced from 3 exons. The coding region runs from base 144 to 689 and encodes 181 amino acids. Gene Ontology annotation, cellular component: cell-cell junction; membrane.